GCAAGAAUGAAUCUAAGAAACUAUUUUAUAUGGAUUAUUAUAUUUGGACUGAUUAUGAUUUGCAAAACUACAUCAGAAGAUACACAAGAAUAUGAAGCAAAUGAUGAAAGUGCAUAUUUAGAUGAAGACGCAAAUGUAGAUGAUGAAGACGCAUACUUACAUUAUCCUGAACCUGAAUCAGAAAAAACUGCGGAAACAUUUACAAUUCAGCCUACAAUUCAGUGGACAAGUGCUGGGAAUGAAACGGAGACGGAGAAUGAUAAUCAAUAUGAUAUUCCAGUAAUUGUUACAGGGUGUAUUCUGGUAAUUCCUGUGAUUGGAGCUAUUGCAUGGCUAGUGUACGCAAAAAUUAUAAAGAAGAAGCAACCAGUUAAUGAUGUUGAAAACCCACUAGAAACAGCACAGCCAGAGAAAGAUUCUCCAAUACUUGAAAGCUCUGAUAGUUUUUUCAGGUGUCUGUAUAAAAAGAUUAAGGAGAAGAUAACAAAGAAGAAACCAGUUACUGACGUGGAGAACCCGCCAGAAAUAGCUCCAUCCAAGCAACAAUUUAUAGAAGCUAAAAGGCCGGUGUUUGAAAAACCUAAGGAAAAGAAAAAGAAGAAAACAGUCACAGUCGCUGGCAGAGAGAAGCCGCUAAUGACCAUUCGGCCUCAGCAAAUAUCAGCCACAGAUGAAAGCCCUGUUAGGUCUGUGGUUAAAAAAAUAAAGCGGAAAAAGAAAAAAACAAUUAAUAAAGCAGAGAGCCUACCAGCAGCAGCAGCUGAAAGCCCUGAUAGGGGAAAGCUUAGUGAAAUUACAGAGAACAGUGAAGUGCCUAUAGACAUAAGCCUUCCAGAACCUGAAAGUGACACAUUCGAUGUUUUCAGCUAUAUGGAGUCUAUAUUGUCAUCACAUAAAACGCCUAAGAAUCAGAAACGUAAAAAGGUACAACGUUAUGCAAUGUUUGAAGAAAUUAUGAAUAAUGAAGAAAAUGCAGAAGGAUUGACGCAACAGUUGAUUGCGCUUCAAAACAAAUCACCAACUCUCAAAGUUUUGGUGCGGUAUGAACCGAUAGAUGAUAGUAAGGAGGAAGAUGCUACAUCACUGAAGUCAGAGAUGGAAACUUCUACUAUCCAACUGCAGACUUCAGAACCCAGGGAACCAGAGAGUUUGGUGCAGUAUGAACCGAUAGAAGAUAGUAAGGAGGAAGAUGCUAAAUCACUGCAGUCUGAGAUGGAAACUACUACUAUCCAACUGCAGACUUCAGAACAGAGGAAACCAGAGAGUGAAGUACAAAUUCUACGGAUUGAACCACCUAAUGAGGAUGGUGAACUUCCUUUGCAAAUAGUGCAGGAAAGCAUUCCCGUCCCACAACAGCCUUCAGAACACAGUGAAGAUGUUGUCAAGAAAAGUGAAUCUACGGUGAAAGAGGACCUAUUUUUCUUUUUCUUAUUGUCGUGUGCUAAUAUGCUUCAGACAAAUUCCUCAGAACUAGCAGCAUAUGUUAAGCAACCUUCAGAACCUGAAUGAGAGGAGCAACCUGUGAAUCCUGAACCAAAGACACCUGCGUUGAUGAGCAUGGAAAAUCUUCUUCAAAAGUAGAACAGAGAUAACCUCAGUGAACUGAACUGAGAUGAAUAAAUAACUUUAUUUAUUAUAAUAAAUAAUUAUCUUAAUAAAUUAUUAUUGGUGGUUUCCUUUUAAAUGAACAAAUAGCAUACAGAGUUUGAAUACAGAUAUAUCUUUAUUAUUCUUUUUAGUUUGUUGACAUUUAAAAAGCCAAACAAGGUAAUUGAGGAAUGAAGUGCUAGUGUGCAUGCCUUUGAAUACAUCUUAUAUAAGAUAUCUGCUCAAAAUAAAUAUAGUAGUAAUUCACUAAAUAUUUCUGUUGGCAAUAUACAUCACAUUUCUAAAUGAGCUAGAUAUGAAUAAAGCAGCUUCAAUACAAAAUCAUUUUUAAAAAUAUUCAGUGGGGUCUA
This is a messenger RNA of Xenopus laevis (African clawed frog), 1958 nucleotides long. RefSeq lists its product as uncharacterized. Bases 7 to 1509 code for a protein of 500 amino acids. The transcript has 12 exons. The record is from RefSeq and is a predicted model, not a curated record. NCBI's taxonomy places the organism in Eukaryota, Metazoa, Chordata, Amphibia, Anura, Pipidae.